CGCAUCCCUUGAAAUAUCACCCUUCGUCCGGGGUCAAAAAUUACCUGCCUUUCAAAUCCUCAUCAAAAGAUCAUGAUACGUAAAAGAAUCGAUUUAUACCCGCAUAUACAUAUAUGCAUAAGGUUUUGAUUCCUCGGAUUCUAAGAAAACGGGGUUGCAAAUCUCGGCUGGAUGGAUUCACUUACGUCUGAUUCAUUUACGUCUAGAAUUACUUAUACGGCUCGCUCUAUCAGCCAUUGAAGACGUGAACUACUUAGGAAUAGCUAAAAUAUAUUCUAGCUAAAAUGUAUUCUGAAGCGCCGGCAGUUAUAAAGGUGAUGUGAAUACGAGUCCUACGAAAUGUUGAAAUAACAAAGCUUGAGAACGUCUUAUACUGACUAGCAACAUGCCAUAUUCGCAGCUUAUAUACGUACGUGCCGUAGUUUAUAGGAAUUGAGUAACCUCCAAAAAAUUUUAGUUACUUUCACCCCACUCGGGCUGCUCCCGUCACUAGUAAGUGGCAUGACUCGUGAGAAACGGCAAUAUGAGAGACGUCCAAUCAUCUUAGAAAAAUCCGGCGGAUUCACUACAGGAGGAAGAAUCAUCGAAAGCUCAAUCUUUCCUAAUCAGACCCUCUCCUGUGAUCAUGGGUAUAUGGAAUACUUCAUCCCAUGUUUAAUUCGAACUCAAACAUACAUCUACAGUCUCAAGCCGCCGCCGCCGUCGCAGCAGACUCAGGCAAAGUCGGCGACAGCAUCGUGUACCUCACCAACUCAGCAGCCGGACUACGUGCUCAGAUGACGGUGGCUAAAAGCAACUCGACAAAUAUCAAGGGCAUCGUCGCCUAUUCAGUUCGUAUGGGGGGACCACCGGAAAGAAACCUUUCCUUUCCUCCAGCAAACGAGACGGGCAGCCAAGCUCAUUACCUUUAUGGUGGGAAUGCCAAGGUCUUCCUCCUAUCCAAAGACGGGGGGCUCAGUGGAAAUACCCACAUCGCGUUCGCGGAUAUGAACAACGAUGAAGUAGCCGACCUUCUAGAUGAAUUUCUCGAGGAGAAUAAUCUCGACGCUUACCAAGAUGAGACCGACGAAAGUGUCAGCAAUGCGAUUCAAGAGUAAUAGUAGUUAGAUAGUGUUACCAAAGCCGUAUAGUCUUAGUAGCAAAUUCCCCUUAGCAAGCAAACUUCACCAAAUAGAAAUUCUCC
Messenger RNA from Daldinia loculata, 1183 nucleotides. RefSeq lists its product as uncharacterized. Bases 651 to 1097 code for a protein of 148 amino acids. The transcript has a single exon. NCBI's taxonomy places the organism in Eukaryota, Fungi, Ascomycota, Sordariomycetes, Xylariales, Hypoxylaceae. The record is from RefSeq and is a predicted model, not a curated record.